UACAGCUACAAUAAUCGACGAGUCUUUCUCGUUUUAGGGUUCUUCUAAACUUUUCUUAAAUACCUACGCCCUUUCCAUUUUCCCCGAUCCAAAUCCGAUUCACUCAAUUAUUAAUCACACAUCUUCAAUUUUUCUUCUUCAUUUAACCCUAAACAAAAAAAAUUAGAUAAACAGUGUUUCAAUUUUCUGCAAUCGUUUUGGUUUUUCUUCGCUUUUCUCUUUUGAAAAUUUGAAGCGGUUUUCUGUUUCUGGGGUUUUGCGUUUUUAUGGUAGAGAUGGAUGGAUUUGGUGGCGGGGAUGAUGUUGGAGGACUUCCUAACAAACUAGAUCUUCAUCAAUUAGAGGAUAUUCCUAAAGAAGGUGCAGUUUUUGAUGCAACACAGUAUGCAUUUUUCGGUCAAAAUGCUCGCGUUGAAGAAGUUGAAUUGGGAGGGUUAGAAGAUGAUGAAUGUUUGCCUGACUCUAAUGAGGAGGAGUUCCUUCUUAAUAAUAGAGAAGAGGUUGAGGAUGUAAAGUCGCUUUCUGAUAUUGAUGAUCUCAGCACUGCUUUUUGGAAGUUGAACAAGGUUGAAAUUGGACCACAAAGCACAACAGUUAUUGGUGCACGGGGAUCAAGAGAAAAUUCUACGGCUGAAUGGACACGGAGGAAUGAUGAUCUUAACUGGUUUGACCAGAAUCCUUAUGAUAGUGAAGGUUCUGUGGAUGGAAGAAGACUGUCAUCGCAGCCUUAUCCUUCUCUUGCUCCUUUGCAAGAAUCUAAUUCCCUGUAUAGAACUUCUUCAUAUCCUGAGCAGCAAAGGCAGCAACAACCCUACCUUCAACUUGGCUCAAAUGAACCAGUUCCUAAUUGGUUUGAUCAGUCUUUUCGUGAUUCUGAAACACAGGAUGGCAAACGAUGGUCGUCUCAGCCACCUUCCUCCAUUGCACACAUAGAAGAAUCGAAGUCCUUGUACAGUACAUCUUUAUAUCCCGACAAACAACACGACCUUCAUCAUUUUUCUAAUGAUUCUAUUUUGGCACCAAAUUCUUCUUUUACAUCUUAUCCUCCACCCGGUGGUAGAUCUCAGCAGGCUUCUCCAAGUCAUAAUACAGGCCCCGUAAACGUUCCAUAUCAUGCUGUAGGAGCUCAGAUGGCUCUAUCUCCUCAAAAUCGUUCUCAUUUAUCCAAUUCUGCACUACAGUUGGGUGGAUUAAACCACGGGUCACCUUUUGGUGGAAACAUUCGCCAGUUUCCUAUGAGUUCCCCUCUUAAUCAGCGAGUACCGAAUCACUUGGUCAACCAGGCAGGGCUAUAUAAUGGAGUUCGUCCCAAUAUUUCUUCUGGCUUACCAAUGAUCAACAAAUAUGAUCAGAUGCUAGGGAUGAUGGAGCUGAGGGAUCAAAUGCCAAAACCUGCUCCAAUGGGUAGGCAGAAUCUCCGAUUUUCUCCUCAGGGUUUUGAUGCGAGUAACCACAAUAAAUUCAAUAAUGGAUGGCCCCGAUUUAGGUCUAGGUAUAUGACGACUGAGGAACUUGAGAAUAUAUUUAGGUUGCAGCUUGCAGCAACACAUAGUAAUGAUCCAUACGUAGAUGAUUAUUACAAUCAAGGUUGUCUUGCGAAAAAAUCUUCAGGUGCUAAAUUGAGGCGUCACUUUUCACCAGCUCAAAUAAGGGAAAUCCCUUUACGAGCUUCUGCUAAUGAGCCACAUGCUUUUCUUCAGGUUGAUGCUCUAGGGAGGGUUCCAUUCUCAUCAAUUCGCAGGCCCCGUCCUCUACUGGAAGUUGAUCCACCAAAAUCUUCACGUGCUGUUGGUCCCGACCAAACCAUAUCAGAAAAGCCUCUUGAACAGGAGCCAAUGUUGGCAGCAAGAGUCACAAUUGAAGAUGGUCUUUGUGUUCUUCUUGAUGUAGAUGAUAUUGACCGUUUCCUACAAUUUAAUAAGCAGCUUCAAGAUAAUGGAGAUCAUUUAAAACGGAAAAGGAAGGGUCUUUUGGAAGGACUUUCAGCCUCACUUCAAUUAGUUGAUCCACUUGGAAAGAAUGGACAUGCAGUUGAACUUGCAGCAAAAGAUGACUUUGUUUUUCUCAGGAUAGUUUCUCUACCCAAAGGUCGAAAACUACUUGCUAGGUACCUCCAACUACUUUUUCCAGGUGGGGAGCUUAUGCGAAUAGUCUGCAUGACCAUCUUUCGUCAUUUAAGAUUCUUAUUUGGUGGUCUUCCCUCCGAUCCAGCUGCAGCAGAAACUGUAAUAAACCUUGCAAAUGUGGUUUCAAAAUGCAUCCGCGAAAUGGAUCUUGUAUCACUUAGUGUUUGCCUAGCUUCGGUUGUUUGUUCUUCCGAGCCUCCGCCUCUACGCCCCCUUGGAAGCCCUGCUGGAGAUGGAACUUCUGUUAUUUUAGUAUCCGUGCUUGAGAGAGCUACUGAACUUUUAACCGAUCCUCAUGCUGCUAGCAACUAUAACAUUAGAAAUCGUUCACUUUGGCAGGCUUCAUUUGAUGAAUUCUUUGGUCUUCUCACUAAGUAUUGUGUCAAUAAGUACGACAGCAUCAUGCAUUCAUUUCUCACUCAAGGGACAUCAAAUAUGGCGGUCAUUGCGCCUGAUGUUGCGAGAGCUAUAAGUAGGGAAAUGCCCGUUGAGCUUUUGCGCGCAAGUCUACCUCACACUGAUGAUCGCCAGAAGAAAAUAUUACUUGAUUUUGCUCAGCGCUCUGUAGUUGGAUAUAAUAGUAAUUCUGGGGGUAAUGGUCACCAUGUAAACUCAUAGUCUGUGGCGGGGUUACUUAGAUAAUGCGACAUUCAUCUAAGGAGCUGUUUUCAGUGUUGAAUGGCAGUAAAUUUCAUAACCUUAUUUUAGUUACUUUGGAGCAGUUUGAUGUGGAAGUAUCAGGUGCAUCUUGCCUUGAAAGUGUUUUAUCAUCCUCAUAUCUUUUACUUGUUAAUGCCAUGUAGCACUAUGAUAAAUGUGCAAUCAGGCCCAUUGUGUAUUAUGAUAGUCUUGGCUUGAUUUGUUCCUCUUGUCGUUUAUUUUCUUUUGACAGGGGGAGCUUUUUGUUACUCAGUUUGUUGUUUCUAGGGAACAGUAGUGAGUAGUAUUUCCAGGAUUAGGUUUAAGCUUAAUCCUCAUGGUCCUUAUAUUAUCAUAUAGAGGCAUGGGAUUUGUUUUGUCCAUUACUCCUUAAUGUCUACCUUAAUAGGUUUCACAUGUCCAAAUUGAAGCAGCAUUGUGGGCUUGGCCAAGAUGGUAUUGGCAUGUUUAAUAAUAAGUUCUGUCAACCUUUUA
Molecule: messenger RNA, 3260 nt
Organism: Lathyrus oleraceus (garden pea)
Lineage: Eukaryota; Viridiplantae; Streptophyta; Magnoliopsida; Fabales; Fabaceae
Product: protein PAT1 homolog
Exons: 5
Coding region: 267-2744 (825 amino acids)
Biological process (GO): P-body assembly; deadenylation-dependent decapping of nuclear-transcribed mRNA
Cellular component (GO): P-body
Molecular function (GO): RNA binding
Source: RefSeq, a predicted model, not a curated record